Molecule: messenger RNA, 267 nt
Organism: Penicillium manginii
Lineage: Eukaryota; Fungi; Ascomycota; Eurotiomycetes; Eurotiales; Aspergillaceae
Exons: 1
Coding region: 1-267 (88 amino acids)
Source: RefSeq, a predicted model, not a curated record
AUGCUUGGCCAGCUGGUCGGCCAGCUACUCGACAAAUCAACCACGUCCGUUUUUAAAACAACAACAACAACAACAACAACAGCCACCGGUAGCCUCAGAAUCGCUCCAGAUCUCCCAUUUCUAUGCAAGAACGCCAUGAUCACUAUGCCGGGCGUCAAGCUGGGGACCGUCGUGACAGCCGUGGCCGCUGUGAAUAUCGUGGCUACUAUGGCAGCUGGUGACUCUCGUAACUGUCCUGAUAGCCGUGACUGUCGUGUCCAUCAUUAG